Rotaria sp. Silwood2 is the source of this 1917-nucleotide messenger RNA. The record is from the annotation of a GenBank genome assembly. Lineage: Eukaryota; Metazoa; Rotifera; Eurotatoria; Philodinida; Philodinidae.
AUGUUUAUUAAAAUUCUUAUUAUCAUUUCAUUUCUCAACAAUUUUGCAAAUGCUCAAGUAUGCACGCCGGAUGUAUGUAAUAAGCAUGGUACUUGUAUUCCAAAUACAUUUAAUUCAUUUACGUGUCAAUGUGAUCCAGGUUUUGCUGGAUCGACAUGUAAUCAAGAAUUAGAUGAAUGUGCAUCAAAUCCAUGUGCGAAUAAUGCCACAUGUACUGACUUAGAGAAUGGUUUUCUUUGUCAUUGCUUACCUGAAUGGAAUGGUACUUUAUGUACAGAAGCAAAAAGUAGGCUUCGUUUGAUUUAUCCAUGUCAAUCAUCACCAUGUGGUUCAUUUGGUAAAUGUAUUUCAACAAAUCAUGCACAUAUUCCUUAUUAUUGUCAAUGUCCUGAUGGACAAAAUACAAUGUUUAAAUGUGCUGAUCCAAAUCCAUGUCUACCAAAUCCAUGUGGCCCAGGUGAAUGUGAAAUAACUGCUAAUUUACUCAAUGGAUAUAUAUGUCGUUGUUUUGAUGGUACUAUUCAAAUGACAAAUUGUUCGACACCUAAAAAUCCAUGUAUAUCAAUGCCUUGUGGACCACAAGGACGAUGUUUAACUAUAAAUGCAGCACCAAAAGGAUAUAUGUGUAUGUGUCAAGUUGAUGGUAUUUCUUAUACAACUAUUGAUACAUGUCCAACUACUAGUUCAUUUUGUACUUACAUGACGUGCAAGAACGGUGGCACAUGUGUACCAUUUUCUGUUGAUGACCCAUCAUGUAAUAUUGGUCAAAUUGGUCCACCGAAUUAUACUGGUUUACGUUGUGAACAAGAAAUUGAUUUGUGUUCAUCAAAUCCAUGCAAAACUAAUGGACGUUGUUCAUCAGAUAAUUCUGGUUAUCGAUGUCAAUGUUAUGAAGGAUAUAUGGGUCAAAACUGUGAAGUUCGAAUAAAAAGCUCCGGUUGUGCUUCAAAUCCAUGUACAGUUGGUAUUUGUUAUCAAUUAAAUCAAAAUGGAGCUUCUUAUGUUUGCAUAUGCCCAGAUGGCACACUUAAUCUUUCAUGUAAUUCACCUAAUUCAACAAGAAAUUUUUAUACAUUACCAAUACAACCAACAACUACAAUGACAUCAUUCAUAUUUGGCAAUAGUUUAAAACCUCGAGGAGCAGGAAGUAUAAAUUCGGUUCCUACGGUUUCAACCUGUAGUCCAAUGGCAAGAGAUACUUGUAAUGGUGGUCAAUGUUUAAUGACGGGUACAGGAGUAUAUGCAUGCCGUUGUCGUGAAGGUUAUACGGGUGCUUAUUGUGAAAACAAUAUUAAUGAAUGUGCUUCAAAUCCUUGUUUCGGUGGUGGUACAUGUUAUGAUCUUGUUAAUGCAUACGCAUGUUUUUGUCCUGAUCGAGUUUUUCGACCACAAUGUGGUAAUACUUCGUCAACUAGUAAAGAUACUAGUUCAGGUUUAAGAAAUGAAAUAUCGACUACGCAAGAAGAAAAGCCGUUUCAAAGCGAAUGUCUUUGUCGUAAUGGUGGUAUAUGUUAUACGAAUUCAGCUAGUGGUAAACUUUGUCAAUGUUCUAAUGGAUUUACUGGACCAUUUUGUGAAACAGUAAUUACAUCUCGUAUGAAAACUGGUCAAUUUAGCUGUAGUCAAUCAUGUGAAAAUGGUGCUACAUGUCAAGAACAAGGAUUUAAUACUAUUUGCAUUUGUAAACCAGGUUUUACUGGUCAACGAUGUGAAAUAGAAUAUUUUCGUUGUCAAGGUAAUGGUCGUUUUGCUGAUGUAUCACAUUGUAAACAAGGACGUUAUUUUGAAUGUGUUUAUUAUGGACAAUAUGAUUUAAAUUUACCAAAUGGAAUUCUUUAUAGUCGUAAUUGUCCACCUGGUCUUCGAUUUAGUACAUUAAGCGAUCGAUGCGAUUAUUCAAGUGUUGUGCAAUGCUAA